AUGACAGUGACUCAACUACCUCUUGUUGACUUUGGCCUUUUCUUGCAUGGAAACGAAGAUCAACGGGAACAAGCCGCAAAGCAGCUAGUUGAAUCUUUUGUGAAUCAUGGAUUUGUUCGUUUGAAAAACCACGGGAUAUCUCGAGACUUUGUGAAACAGAUCUGGCACUGGGACCGGGCAUUUUUCCAGCUGCCGGAUGAGGUGAAAAUGAAGAUCGUGCAUCAUCCAGGCUCAAAUUUGCAACGAGGGUGGUGCCGGAAAGGUACAGAAACUACGUCGAAAUUACACAAGGAGAAUGCAGAGAACUCACCCAAGGGAAAAGGCGAAUUGCUUGAUGAGAAGGAGCAUUUUGAUUGUGGCCCUCGCGGGGAUAGCGAGUUUCCUAACAAAUUUCCCAGCGAAGGAGAUCUUCCGGGCUUUAAGGCAUUUAUCGAACAGUACUUCGACAUCGCACAGGAGGUUUCUCGUCAUAUCAUGAGGGCAUGCGAGGUCGGAUUCGGGAUGCCCAGAAACUCGCUUGUGGAGCGAUGUAUACCCUCAGCAUCGGAGCUUCGAAUGCUUCACUAUCCUCCUGUAUCUGUUGAGAGACUUCAAACCGGAACAAUCAAACGGGCCUGGCCGCACACCGACUUUGGAAUCAUUACACUUCUUUUCCAAGACAGUCUCGGUGGUCUCGAAUUUGAAGAUAGAAACAAACCAUUUACGUUUGUGCCUAUUAUUUCAUCUGAUGAGAACGAGCUGAUUGUCAACACGAGUCAAACUUUCCAACGCUGGACUAAUGGUGUUGUCAAGGCCGGCCUUCACCAGGUGAAUGUUCCACCUGAGCUGCGUACCGCUAAAGAAGGCUACAUCCCCGCACGUUAUUCGUCCGUGUUUUUCUUGAAAGCGCACCGAGAGGUCUCAGUUGGACCAAUCGAUCAGUUCGUGACGGAGGAGAGGCCCCCGAUGUACCCAAAUAUCACCGCACUCCAGUACCAGCAAGAGAUGACAGAGAUUCUGUAUUAG
Molecule: messenger RNA, 1005 nt
Organism: Penicillium canariense
Lineage: Eukaryota; Fungi; Ascomycota; Eurotiomycetes; Eurotiales; Aspergillaceae
Product: isopenicillin N synthase family dioxygenase
Exons: 3
Coding region: 1-1005 (334 amino acids)
Molecular function (GO): dioxygenase activity
Source: RefSeq, a predicted model, not a curated record